This is a messenger RNA of Grus americana (Whooping crane), 3105 nucleotides long. It is a transcript of the gene SPC25, whose product is annotated as SPC25 component of NDC80 kinetochore complex. Gene Ontology annotation, biological process: chromosome segregation. Bases 363 to 1058 code for a protein of 231 amino acids. Gene Ontology annotation, cellular component: Ndc80 complex. NCBI's taxonomy places the organism in Eukaryota, Metazoa, Chordata, Aves, Gruiformes, Gruidae. The transcript is spliced from 7 exons. The record is from RefSeq and is a predicted model, not a curated record.
AAAGCUGGUGGGUGCGGGCGGCCUCGGUGAGUCGCUGCUCGCCACAUCCGGCUGCCCCGGGCGGGGCUCGGCAGGCACCAUCCGCUGGAGCACGGGGGCGGCGUGUGUGGGGGUCCGGCUCGGUGUGAGCCGUGCGGGACGACGGCGAAGGGGUGGGAGCGCCCCAGCAGCAGCAGCAGCAGGGCGCGGUGCCGUUGAGGGCUGCCAGGACCCGGGAAACGACUGUCGGUACCGUGGCGGUCCCGAGCGCAGCGCGGUGACUCCUGACGCAGAUAACCAACCCGGGGCUGGUGGAGCAGCAAAAGAAACGUAGCUCCUGUAGCGCUGUUAGCGCUUGCGGUAAAGGUGUCUGUUGUAGCGCAAUGGCUAAUAUAAAGACAGAAGAUGAAAUAAUCCUCUUUGAGAGAGAAAUGAAAGAGUUUUGGACCAAGUUAAAAAGCAUUUAUGGCACUGAACAGAUCAAUCAGACUUUAGCACUGAGAGAUUCAUGCCAGGAGUCCAUAAAAGCACUUUCAGAGAAAUGGUCCAAGAAGCUGAAAGAAGGGGACAUGAUGAUUGAUAAAAUUCACGAGUAUAGUGAUGAGAUUCUCCAACAGAGCCAACGCAUAUCAGAAAAUCAAGAGCAUUUGACAGAAAUAAAGUCUAACCUAAAUCAAGAAGAAGAGCAAAAGCAGGCCUUGACUGACAGCAUCCAAGAGCUUAAAGAAGAGUUGAUGAAGAAAAAGGAAAUAAUAUCUUCUAAAAACAAAGCUGCUAAGGAGAGAGUGGAACGACUAUGCAAGUCUAAAGUAUUGUUUGAGGAGCGGCUUGGACUGGAGAUACGCAGAAUUCAUGAUGAACAAUUACAGUUUAUAUUCAGACACAUUGACCACAAAGAUCCGGACAAGCCAUUUGUGUUUACUCUUUCCAUAAAUGAACAGGGAGAUUAUGAAGUGACUUCCUGUACUCCUCCUCUGGACUGUAUAGCAGAGUUCCAGCUCAAAGUGAGAGAAACUAACAAUUUUUCUGCAUUUGUUGCCAACAUCAGAAAAGCUUUCACUGCUUUAUCUUAUAAAUAGUCUGCAUAAAACUAGCUUAUACCUCUCCUUCUAGCUGUAGAGAAUUUUUUUUUAGUUUCCUUCCUGUAUUGUGAAUGUAUGUAUUUAUCCAUGUCUUACUCUAAUUUCUAAAUAAAGAAAAAUAAUGAAAACAGUAUUUUAGUUCACUGACAUAUAAAGAUGUUUUGGAUCAUUCUUCAAACAACAGUAUAAUCAACUACUUCCUUAACUGAAUGUCUCCAGCCAUGUAAAUUUUGAUCCAGUAGCUUAAUGAUGUAAUGAUCUCUAUUUAGCUACCCAGGAAGAUAUUAAAAAUAUAGUACUUCCUGUAAUUUAUGUCUCUUCCAAAAGCAUAGAAGUGUCUCUCAGUUUCUAUGUGGUUGGAAUAUGCCUGAAACCUACCAAAAAUAAUGCAGUGAAUCUUUGCAGUUACUUCACUUACCUGCAUCAUAGGUCAUGAUCUUAAUUUUUACCCUGUCUUGUACUCUCCAGUGUUAAUCACCCACUUUCAUACAUGUAAAUUGUUUUUCUUUGGUCUAAACCCCACGUAUUUUAGUGCCUGUUUCAGAUUCUUGUCUGGAUCCCUAUGUCUGUUAGAAACAAAACCAUUUGGUGUGCUUGCUAUUCUUGAAUAAAGCUCUUAAUAGGAGCAGGUGGGAACUCUGUAUUGGUUUGAUCAGAAAUCCUAGAGACCUGAACUAGAACCCUGCUGUAGCGGAGAGGUUCCUAGCUCCCAAACUACCCAGCUGGGCAGAUGAGCUGGCCUAAAACUUGAACUGCAGUGGUGAAGGAGUAGCACUCAGAAGACUACCAGCCUUAGUGUUUUAUCCGGUAUGUUUUAGAACAGAUUAGUCUUUUUCCUUUAUUAAAUAAAGCAUGUUGGAGUGAAGGACUAUUUGUCAUUGGAAAUCUUAAGACAGAGCAAAGCCUGAAUUAUAAUGUAUUAAAGUAUGAGAUACAGUAGUUAAAUCAUCUGUGUAUCUUGCAGCUUAUCAAUAAGACUAUUGCUGCCACAGAAAAAGAAGUGUUUUAGUACUCAGUUUUGAUUAUCUUGUUUGUAAAAUCUUUUUCUUUUCUAAAUAUUUAAAUGGACAUCUGCAACAAGAAAGGAAACUCUUCAUUUGAUAAUAGAGUUCGUAUAAAAUCUUACUAUUCAAAACUGGAAAUUGCAGUAGAGUAAAAGACCACUUGAAAAUUGAUGCUGAUCCCUCUCAAAACACAAAUUUCUAAGUACAUAUGUACUGUGUGAAAUAUAGUGUAAAAAUAUUCAAUGCUCUCCUAAAUAAUGAAAAUAACCCUUUAAAAUAUCUUUUUCAAGAAUGUUCCAAGUUUUUUCAACAAAAACAAAGCUUCAAAACAUUUUCUGUGAAGUGAAAACGCUUCAUUUAAAAUAACUCCCUGUCUCAAAGCACCUAUAAACAGACACCCCUGUCUUUCCUGGGAGAUGCUGGUUCUGUUAACUACUAUAAAUUUAUACAGCAUGUACUUACAUUAGCAUUUCUUGUUUUAUCAGGAGUGGACUUUUGGAGUGAAUCUCCUGAUGCUCACCGCUUUGGUUCAUAUCUGGAAUGCAAACUGCAUUCCUUUUGGAAGGCAACUAAACUGGGAGAUGCACCCAUAAUGCGUUCCUGCUGCUCACAUUAUGUAGUCCACAGGACAGACCAGAGCUGGUCCAAACCAGUGCUUAGUGCAGAUGUUGGUCUUCCCAUUUACUAAUGUAACUGUAGCAGCACUCACUGUUCUUGCCCCAACCUAUAAUUGUAUGCUUGGGGGAAAAAUCCAGAAUAAACACUCCCUCCACCCUGCCUUACUCCUAUCUUUUCAUCAGCUUCUUAAUAUGUAAACCUGGCCAUUUAGGCAUGUUUAGAUCCAGUGAUGCUGACAAGAUAUUCUUACUACAGUUGAGAAUAUUGCCCAGUCUGACAUGAACCAUAUUUUAAAUCACGUGGUUUGUCUAAACGUAACAGUGCAACUUGCUGGGUACAGCACAGACUAUGCGCUCAGUCUUCUGCAAGGUAGCUAAAGUGCAUCUUAACAAAACCCAGUAACCCGUGUUUGCGUAUGUUGG